Molecule: messenger RNA, 1513 nt
Organism: Scomber japonicus (chub mackerel)
Lineage: Eukaryota; Metazoa; Chordata; Actinopteri; Scombriformes; Scombridae
Gene: flot1b
Product: flotillin 1b
Exons: 13
Coding region: 120-1403 (427 amino acids)
Biological process (GO): protein localization to plasma membrane; protein kinase C signaling; positive regulation of endocytosis
Cellular component (GO): plasma membrane
Source: RefSeq, a predicted model, not a curated record
UUGACGGCUGACGGGAAACGGCUCACCGUGACCGUAAAUACACAAACCCGACACCUCAAUACUAAAAAGGCUUUGCGUUUGUCUAUUGGCCGAGUAUCGCCUCAAAAGCUUGAACCAAGAUGUUUUACACAUGUGGACCUAAUGAAGCCAUGGUGGUGUCCGGCUUUGGCCGUUCUCCUCCUCUAAUGAUUGCUGGAGGACGAGUGUUUGUCUUUCCAUGUUUUCAGCAGCUCCAGAGGAUCACUCUCAACACCCUGACUCUAAAUGUGAAGAGCGACAAAGUCUACACCCGCCACGGUGUCCCCAUCUCCGUCACUGGUAUUGCACAGGUGAAAAUCCAGGGCCAGAACAAGGAGAUGUUGGCCACUGCCUGUCAGAUGUUCAUGGGCAAGUCUGAGGCUGAGAUUUCCCACAUUGCACUAGAGACACUGGAGGGACACCAGAGAGCCAUCAUCGCCCAUUUGACUGUGGAGGAGAUCUACCAGGACCGUAAGAAGUUCUCCGAGCAUGUCUUUAAGGUCGCCUCCUCUGACCUGGUCAACAUGGGGAUUGGUGUUGUCAGCUACACGCUCAAAGAUGUUCAUGAUGAUCAGGACUAUCUUAACUCACUGGGUAAAGCCAGAACGGCACAGGUGCAGAAGGAUGCCAGAAUUGGAGAGGCUCAGUACAAACGAGAUGCUGUCAUCAGGGAGGCCCAAGCCAUGCAGGAGAAGGUUUCAGCUCAGUACAAGAACGAGAUUGAGAUGGCAAAAUCUCAGAGAGACUUCGAGCUGAAAAAGGCAGCCUACGAUGUUGAGGUCAACACCAAGAAAGCUGAGUCAGAGAUGGCCUAUCAGCUUCAGGUGGCCAAGACCAAGCAGCGCAUUGAAGAUGAGAAGAUGCAGGUUCAAGUGGUUGAGCGAGGACAGCAGAUUAUGCUGCAAGAGCAGGAGAUCACCCGCAAGGAGAAGGAGCUGGAAGCUAAAGUGAGGAAGCCCGCAGAAGCAGAGAAAUACCGCCUGGAGAAGCUGGCUGAGGCGCAGCGCCUGCAGCUCAUCAUGGAGGCUGAGGCUGAGGCCGAGUCCAUCAGAAUGAAGGGCGAGGCAGAGGCAUUUGCUACGGAGGCUAAGGGCCGUGCUGAGGCAGAGCAGAUGAGUAAGAAGGCAGAGGCCUUCCAGCAGUACAAAGAUGGAGCCAUGGUGGACAUGCUGCUGGAGAAACUGCCACUGAUGGCAGAGGAGAUCAGCAAGCCACUGUCGGCUGCCCACAAGGUUACCAUGGUGUCUAGUGGCGGCUCAGAGGUGGGAGCGGCCAAGCUGGCUGGAGAGGUGCUUGAAAUCAUGACCAGGCUUCCCGCCGCUGUGGAGAAACUCACUGGGAUCGACAUCUCCCAGGUUUCAGGAAAACCCAUCCAUGCACGUUAAGGAGAGAAAGAGAAGAGGUGUCACCAAUAUUCAGACGAAGAGCUCCACAUCUCCUCUUCGUGCCUGUAACCACUGUUGUUUCACUCUUCAACACUGUUCAUGCAUGUGUA